Triticum dicoccoides is the source of this 1067-nucleotide messenger RNA. RefSeq lists its product as uncharacterized. The record is from RefSeq and is a predicted model, not a curated record. The coding region runs from base 183 to 833 and encodes 216 amino acids. NCBI's taxonomy places the organism in Eukaryota, Viridiplantae, Streptophyta, Magnoliopsida, Poales, Poaceae. Gene Ontology annotation, cellular component: plasma membrane. Gene Ontology annotation, biological process: defense response to other organism. The transcript has a single exon.
UCUGCUCUCGUCUGGAAUCUGGAUGCCCAUUGGCCACAGCCACAAGACCCGCUCGCCAUAAGUCUCCGGCUCUAGCCUCUCUUCUGGUCACCGGCCGGCCCCUCCCCCUCCUCGCCGGACUUCGCGCUCCAGCUCCACGCUUCUCUCCCCGUUCCCAUCCGACCAUCCAGGCGAAGCGAGCCAUGGGCAGCAUCUGCGAGUACGAAGAGUGGAACUGGACCAAGAUUGCCAUCUGGGCGGCGAUCCUGCUCGUGCUCGGGGGCGUCCUCGUCGUCCUCAUCCUCGCCUUCGCCGUCAUCAAGCCGCCCACGGCCAAGGCCGAGGACGCCCUGCUCACGCGCUUCGACCUCGCCCCGUCCCCCAACGCCUCCAAUUCCACCACCGCCAAGUCGCCGCUCCAGCUGCUGUCCUACAACGCGACGGCGACCGUGUCGAUGCGCAACCCGAACCUGCACUACGCCAUCAGCUACAGCACCCUGGCGGUGGCCUUCUCCUUCAACGGCACCCGCUUCGACGAGUCCGGCACCGUGGCGGCGCUGGACCUCGGCGCCCGGAAGGAGACCACGCUGCGGCUCAAGGUGGGCGGCGUCGACCGGGCGCUGCCGAAGCUGCCGCCGGCCGGCGCGGCGGAGUUCGCCAGGCAGAAGGAGGCCGGCCGGUUCGAGGUGGAGGUGCGGCUGGACACGGUGAUGCAGUAUAAGGGGCGCAAGACCAAGUGCCCGCUGGCCGUCAUCUGCCCGGUGAGCCUGCAGCUCGUCGACCCGGACGUCGCCGCCACCUCCUUCCAGAAGACCAAGUGCACCAUCCUCCGGGCCAAGAUCUCCGGAUGCUAGCCUAGCCCCCGCGCUCGCCAUUGCCACCAGCUAAUUUCCUUGGAUUUCGUUUCGUGCUGUAAAAAAAUGUACUGUGCUAGUGCUGGUGCAGAACAAGCAUCAAUUCUGCUCCUCUUUCGCAUGGGAAAACAUGGGAUCUUCAUUUGUUGUUGGUCGAUUAGAUUUGUUGUUGAUCUUCAUGCUUGGAAGAUUCGAUGCCAAUGUCAUGAUCAUCAAUCAAACUUGUUGCUUGCU